AUGUGUAUCGGUUGGAUGAAACAGUUCGUUUGUGGAAAUCAACAGUGUCCAGAAAUUAUCGAAGAGCUUCAACGAGUGACAGUGGUUUUUACCUAUCAACAAACCUCUUGCGACGCUCUGACGCCUUUACUAAAGCCAGUCCUGAACUUUCUUAGAGAAAGGGGAUGGUUAUCGACAGCGUACAUAGAUGAUACGCUUUGCAUCGGCAAAUCUCGGGCCGUGUGCAAGAAAAAUGUAGCAGUCACGAGGAAAACUCUAACGGAGCUUGGGUUCAUUAUAAAUGAAGAGAUAAGUAAAGACGAGCCAGAUUACAAAUGUAAGUAUUUGGGUUUUAUUAUAAACUCUAAGGACAUGACUCUGUCCUUACCCGAGGAGAAAAAGUAUAGGUUAAUUAAAACAAUUCGAGAAAUUUUAAGCAGAGAUUCUUGUUUUAUUCGCGAAAUGGAGGGUCUAAUUGGUGGAUUGGUUGCAGCAUGCCCAGGCGUACCGUAUGGGAUGCUGUAUACCAAAAUCUUGGAAAGAGAAAAAAUGAAGGCGCUAAUCCAAAACGAUCAAAACUUUGAUCGAAGGAUGAUCAUUCAUUCAUAUGUAAAGAAAGAUCUGGAGUGGUGGCUGAAGAAUAUUCCAGUAGCAAAGAAUCCGAUUAGGUCAUUAAAUUAUAGGUUAGAGAUUUUCUCGGAUGCAUCGCUCACAGGGUGGGGUGCGCACUGCAACGGAGAAAAUACUCACGGAUUUUGGUCUCAGGAGGAGAAGAAGUUACAUAUAAACCAGCUGGAGAUUAUAGCAGCGUUUUUGGCGCUUAAGUGCUUUGCUAGGGAAGUCCAAAAUUGCGAAAUCUUACUUAGAAUUGACAAUACUACGGCGAUUUCGUAUAUCAAUCGUAUGGGGGGUGUACAAUACGUAGAACUCAAUCAAGGGGCUAAAGAUAUUUGGACUUGGUGUCAGAAAAGAAGAAUCUGGAUCUUUGCUUCCUACAUCCCCUCGCGGGAAAACACAGACGCAGACAGGGAAUCUAGAAGAGUCAAUGUAGAUACUGAAUGGGAGUUAGGAGCCCCCUUCUUUCAGACCAUAGUAGAAAGGUGGGGGUUCCCAGAAAUAGACUUGUUCGCAUCAAGGAGUAAUGCUAAGACCGAGGUGUUCUGCUCCUGGAAACGAGACCCAGAAGCUCGGUACAUUGACGCUUUUACAGUUAAUUGGAGUAAAUACCUUUUUUAUGCAUUCCCUCCCUUCGCGAUGGUUGCUAAGGUGCUACAAAAAAUCAAUUCAGAUAAGGCUCAGGGAAUAGUGGUGGUCCCUCACUGGCCUACCCAGCCUUGGUUUCCCAUAUUUAAAUCAAUGCUAUUAGAAGAACCGUUGUAUUUUUCGCCCUCACCUAAGCUUCUGUUAUCUCCUUGCAGGGAGACUCUCCGGCGAUCGUAUCAACAGAAACUAGUGCCAGCAGAAGCAGUAGAGAUUCUAAUCUCUUCACUAACGGAUUCUACUCUGAAACAAUACAACACAGCCCUUAAAAACUGGUGGAGUUACUGCCAGAGUGAAAAGAGAGACCCCCUACAACCAGAUAUUUACCUAGUUUUAAAAUACUUAACAUUUCGAUUCAAUCAGGAGGCAUCAUACGGCACACUUAAUUCAGAGAUAUCAGCGAUUAAUCUGAUAAGCACGAUAGACUUGGACCACCGAAGCCUAAAUAUGACACCACCUGGAACACAGGAGGCAGUUCUAAACUGGGCAGAAGCACUGGGACCAUUGAAAGUCCUGGACCUAAAAUCUCUCACCUUUAAGUUGGUAUCUUUAUUAGCCUUAGCUACAGCCCAUAAGGUUCAGACAUUGUCCCUAAUCAAAAUAAGUGACAUGACAAUUUCGAAGAGCAAUGUUAUCAUAAAGAUAUCGGAGCAAAUUAAAACAUCUAGAGUCGGAGUUGCACAACCCUCAUUCAGUCUACCAUUUUUUAAAGAGCGAAAGGGCGCUUGCGUCGCCAGGGUGUUGUUGAAAUACAUAAAAAGAACCAGAGUUCUAAGAGGGAAUGAAGACUACCUGUUUAUUACAUUUAAGAGGCCCAACCAUAGGGCAACUGCGCAAUCAAUAAGCCGCUGGAUAAGGUGCUGUCUCGUGGAAGCCGGAAUAGAUCCCAAAUACACUGCUCACAGCACGAGACACGCAGCCACGUCUGCUGCAGAGGCGAGAGGUUUAGAUGUAAACAUCAUAAAGAGUACAGCUCACAGGUGUUCGCAAAGUGAUACAAACGCCUGA
Zophobas morio is the source of this 2247-nucleotide messenger RNA. RefSeq lists its product as uncharacterized. Bases 1 to 2247 code for a protein of 748 amino acids. The transcript is spliced from 4 exons. The record is from RefSeq and is a predicted model, not a curated record. Gene Ontology annotation, biological process: DNA recombination; DNA integration. Lineage: Eukaryota; Metazoa; Arthropoda; Insecta; Coleoptera; Tenebrionidae. Gene Ontology annotation, molecular function: DNA binding.